This is a messenger RNA of Penicillium lagena, 1647 nucleotides long. RefSeq names its product Major facilitator superfamily domain general substrate transporter. Gene Ontology annotation, molecular function: tripeptide transmembrane transporter activity; dipeptide transmembrane transporter activity. NCBI's taxonomy places the organism in Eukaryota, Fungi, Ascomycota, Eurotiomycetes, Eurotiales, Aspergillaceae. The transcript is spliced from 8 exons. Gene Ontology annotation, cellular component: plasma membrane; fungal-type vacuole. The record is from RefSeq and is a predicted model, not a curated record. Gene Ontology annotation, biological process: transmembrane transport; oligopeptide transport. The coding region runs from base 1 to 1647 and encodes 548 amino acids.
AUGGGGCCAGGCCUAUAUGAUGUCUCGGGGAAACCUUUCGAUGACUCAGGAGCGAUACCAUCGCCAGCGGUGCAGAAUAGACUUCGUCGCGUGCCUGAUAAGUUUCCGCCUGUCGCCUUACUGAUUCUCAUAGUCGAGCUGGGUGAGCGAUUCACUUACUUCGGGCUAAGUGGACCCAUUCAAAACUAUAUCAACAACCCAUAUGAUCCUGGGUCCGAUCUCCCCGGUGCCCUAGGCAAAGGUCAAGCUGUGGCAUCAGCCUUGGGGAAUUUCUUCAAAUUCUGGGCAUAUGCAUCCACCAUAAUAGGUGCAAUCAUGGCAGACCAGUACUUGGGGAAAUUCAAAGCCAUCGCCAUCUCACUAGCGAUAUACAUCGUUGGCCUGAUUAUCUUAGUGAGCACUUCGACACCACAGGGAAUUCAAAGCGGAUCUGGCCUUGGUGGUCUUAUUGCAGCAAUGGUCAUCAUUGGUCUGGGCACAGGCGGUAUCAAGGCGAACGUGACUCCCAUGUGUGCUGAGCAGUACCAGAAUGCCGAGCCUGUAUUGAAAACGCUCAAAUCAGGGGAACAGGUGAUUGUGGACCCUGAACUGACGGUCGAGCGCCUCUUUAUGUGGUUUUACUGGGUUGUCAAUGUCGGGGCCCUUUCACCAUUGAUCACGGUCAAUAUCGAGGCAAAGAAGUCAUUUUGGCUAGCCUAUCUAAUCCCUUUGAUAGUCAUUAUUCUCUCCGGCGCGGUGUUUUUGGCGGGGCAAACGCGUUACGUUAAGAUUCCACCAAAGGGAUCUGCCAUAAUGGACGCAUGCCGUGUGUUGAAUAUCGUUCGGCAAGAAAAGCACUUCGAAAAGGCAACACCUUCGGCUCUUCAGGAAUCAGGAAGAAUCGACAGGUAUACUUUCGCACAGGCUGCUCAGUACACUGAUGAAUAUGUCUUAGACGUUCGUCGAGGGUUCAUGAGCUGUAGGAUGUUUAUCUUUUUCCCAUUUUAUUUCAUUUGUUGGAUUCAGAUAUGGAACAACCUCAUUUCUCAAGCCGGGCAAAUGGCCCUGCACGGAACCCCAAAUGACCUUCUUCAAAACCUUGACCCAAUUGCCUUGUGCAUUUUUAUCCCUCUGCUUGAUCUGGUAAUCUACCCAAUGCUUCGCAAAUUCAAGAUCAACUUCAGUCCCGUGCGCCGAAUUUUCACAGGUUUUAUUCUGGCCUCGAUUUCGAUGGUGUACGCAAGCGUUCUGCAACAUUACAUCUAUAUUUCUCCUCCAAAAAGCAUUCAUGUAUGGAUUCAAGCCCCUGCAUAUGUUUUUGUUGCCUUCUCCGAGGCCUUCAUCAUUGUUACCGGGCUUGAACUUGCAUUUACACAUGCUCCUAAGAAUCUGAGGUCCGUGAUUUCGGCUCUUUUCUGGCUUACCAUUGGAAUUGCUGCUGCGAUCUGCAUCGGUUUAAGCCCGGUUUCACAAGAUCCAUACCUGGUUUGGAUGUACGGAUCCCUCGCAAUUGUGGGCUUUGUGGCAGGAUGUUUAUUUUUUCUUUGCUUCCAAAAGAGCAAUUCUCUGAACCCGGCCGCGCAACAGCUGGACGAAGAUGUACCAGUGGCCCCAUAUGCGGCAGCGAACACCUCCGAUCCCCCGGGGAAUGGAAAACCCUGCGAAUAA